Molecule: messenger RNA, 3051 nt
Organism: Tribolium castaneum (red flour beetle)
Lineage: Eukaryota; Metazoa; Arthropoda; Insecta; Coleoptera; Tenebrionidae
Gene: Asph
Product: Aspartyl beta-hydroxylase
Exons: 13
Coding region: 386-3016 (876 amino acids)
Biological process (GO): peptidyl-aspartic acid hydroxylation
Cellular component (GO): endoplasmic reticulum
Molecular function (GO): peptidyl-aspartic acid 3-dioxygenase activity; protein binding
Source: RefSeq, a predicted model, not a curated record
UAUAACAAAUUUAAUUUGUGUUUGACCGCAAAAAACUUUUGUCUCAACUGUAUUUUUAUUUGCCUACUAGUUUUGUAAAAUCAUGUUUGAGAAGUGCUGAAGCGUUUGCUUUAAACUGUAUAAUUUGAGUUUUUCCCUAUUUAGGUAAAAAAAUAAUGAUUUGCAAUAAAAGUGGGAAAGCCAAUGAUACAUCUUAGGAUAAUUAACUCCAGGUGUAAUCGGAACUUGUCGUGGACUCCCGACGUCGUUUUUGGUUCUAAAUAAAACUCGUACGUUUCCUACCUCUUAUCGCAUGGUGAAAAUACCCUUCCGAAAUAAUUUGCACUCAAAGAGGAGGUUUUAUGGUGGUGUGGUCUAAAUACUAGACGAUAAACCUGACACGAAAAUGUCGGGCGAUGUUCAACCAAGAAAACGCAAAGAUAAAAAGAGAAAGAAAGAAGAAAGCACCGAACAUGUGCCGUUGCAACCCCAGACACCUUCUGGCGCACAAAACGAAGAUCUUAAUAUUCAUGUACAUAAAGAAGACGGAACAGGUGGUGGCAUUUGCGCGAAAAUAGUCUUCUUUCUACUUUUCUCAGCUCUUGCGGUUCUUAUCGGCUUGAUUAUAACCGAACAUCGCGGAUUAACAGACUUGGAUGUAGUGGAAACCGAAUCCAGGUUUUCACAUUUGUUUGAAGGCUGGGUUGAUAAUAGUUUAAAGCAUGAUGAUCAUGGUGAUGACGAUCAUAUCGUCAGUUCGGUAGAAGAAGAAGAAGAAGAAGAAGAUCACGACGAGGUUUCACACGAAGACGAGGAAGAGGAAGAAGAAGCUGAGGCUUCGGAAGAAGUAACUCAUUCGGAAGAAGAGACGCCCCAAACUGAAGAAGACGAAGAGGAGGAAGAAGAAGAAGCAGAGGAUAACGAAAGCGGGCUAAAAGACGAUGAUGAGGAGGAAGCCGACGAAGAUGAUGAGGAACAGGAUGUUGAAAAAAGCGUAGAAGAGGAGGAGGAUCAAGAGGAUGAAGACGAGGAAGAAGAGGAAAGAGUUGUAUCCGAAGAGAAGGCCAGUGAGGAAGUUAAAGAAGAAGAAGAAGAGGAGGAAGAAGCUGCCGAAGAGCCUGAAGUUGCCGAAGAGAAAGAAGAAGAAGAAGAAGAAGAAGACGCCACCGGAGAUGAGCAGAAUUCUAAAAUGGUUGUAAAGAUUGGCGUCGGCGUGGCUCUUUUGGUAGUAGCCCACGUCGUUCUGGUUAGAAAGUGGAAGUCUGCAAGUCCAUCAACUGAAACGCCCCCAAAAGACGAACUUCCAGAUCUCAGCCGCAGAAACACAAUCGUCGUGCCUCCGAAAUACGAAGAGAUAGAGCAAGACAUUGAAGAAAAUGUCGAAGAAGAAUAUUCGGACGAAGACGGCGAGGUUGAAAGUGAAGAUGAGGAAAAACUGGUUAAAGUCAAGUACCAAGAGUUGCGGACGACUUAUACCAGAUCCCUAACACCGGAGAGCGAACCCGAGGAAACUAAAGAGGAGGAGUAUGAAGAUGAGGAGGAGGAGGAAGAGGAAGAGGUCGAGGACGAAGAAGAUGAGGAAGAAUCGGAGGAAGACGAUGACGAUCUGUUAAAAAGACUGGAAGCCAAGUACGGAAAAUUGCAGCGUGAAGACAAGGAAGAUGAGCAGUUUUCGUCCUGGAAACGUGUGAACGUCCGUGAAGACAAUGAACCUGAAGAAUCCGACUCUGAUAAACAAUCAGACUACGAGUACGAAAACAUAACAAGCAAAGACGACUACGCGAUCAAGGAAAAACUCGACGAGGCUCAGAAAAACAUCCAAAAUAAUACGGCUUAUGCACUUAAGCUUUUUGACGCCCUCCUCCAAAACUAUUCCUCUUCACCCAGAAGUCUCUACGGGAAAGCCCAAGCUCUGGACGUUUUAGCUGAACAGAAACGCAGUAAUGAAUUGUUACAAAAGGCAAUUGAAGCUUACUUGAAAGUCCUGGACCUUGAUCAGGUCCCAGACAUUUUAUUCGAAGCCGCAGCUGAGAGGUGUAUCAAUCGGAUGAGAUUUAUAGGUAACUACAACCGUGCUAUUGAGGUUCAUUACAAGUUAAUUGCUCGGUUUCCGCAAAAAACGCACCAUCGGAAUCAAUUAGUGGUCAGUUUAUUGACAAUAAACCGGGUGAGCAAGGCUCGGGAAAUUCUACAAGAGACACUCUCUAAAAACCCGAACGAUGGUUUCGCUCUAGUCCAUUACGGGUUCAUUCUUAAAACAGUUGAUAAUAACUUGAACGAGUCUAUAAGUUAUCUCGAAAGGGGUUUAUCCACAAAGGGGCCUGGAGUGGUCGAUGGCCGCUUUUACUUCCACCUAGGAGAUGCACUAUCUCGUGUUGGGCGCACUCUAGAUGCCAUGAAAGUGUACGAAGAAGGCGUCCGUAACAAGCUUUUCCUAUCCAAGUACCAACGUUCCCUCUACAACGUGGCACGUCUCAAGGGCCAGCCUUGGUGGAAAAAGGAAGAGACGCCCUACGCGGCCCUUUUCCAAGCGUUGGAAGCCAACUGGAGGCAAAUCCGAGCCGAGGGCGUUUCCGUUUUGAGCAAAGACGGCCACUUCCAAGCCGAAUCGGAAAAUUUGAAAGACACGGGCGAUUGGAAACAGUUCGAGCUGUUCGCAAGGGGGCACAGAAACGCGAACAAUUGCAGAAAGUGCCCCCUUACGUGCAAAAUCAUCGAAAGCGUCCCCGACGCCAAAGGGUGCAGGAGGGGGCAAACCAAGUUCAGUGUGAUGCAUCCGGGCACCCACGUGUGGCCUCACUGUGGACCAACAAACUGUAGGUUGAGAGUACAUUUAGGACUUCAGGUUCCGGCGAACACCUUUAUCCGGGUUGCUGAGAAGACCAGGAGUUGGAAGGAGGGAGAAGUGCUCAUUUUCGACGACAGUUUCGAGCACGAAGUGUGGCACAACGGGACUUCGCUCCGACUUGUCCUAAUUGUGGACGUGUGGCACCCGGACUUAACACCGGGCGAAAAACGGACUCUCUCGCCGAUUUGAUGUAGGUUUUGUACAAAAAUAAAGUUUCAGAAAAA